Messenger RNA from Bacillus rossius redtenbacheri, 1080 nucleotides. Its product is annotated as suprabasin-like. NCBI's taxonomy places the organism in Eukaryota, Metazoa, Arthropoda, Insecta, Phasmatodea, Bacillidae. The transcript has a single exon. The coding region runs from base 1 to 1080 and encodes 359 amino acids. The record is from RefSeq and is a predicted model, not a curated record.
AUGAAUCUCGCGACCCCGCGGAGAGUCGCUGACAGACAGUCGCGUGAGGCCGACGGCGCGGAGCACGGCAUGGAGCACGGGGUGGAGCACGGGGUGAGGCACGGGGUGGAGCACGGGGUGGAGCACGGGGUGGAGCACGGGGUGGAGCACGGGGUGGAGCACGGGGUGGAGCACGGCGUGGAGCACGGGGUGGAGCACGGGGUGGAGCACGGGGUGGAGCACGGGGUGGAGCACGGGGUGGAGCACGGGGUGGAGCACGGGGUGGAGCACGGGGUGGAGCACGGGGUGGAGCACGGGGUGGAGCACGGCAUGGAGCACGGGGUGGAGCACGGGGUGGAGCACGGGGUGGAGCACGGGGUGGAGCACGGGGUGGAGCACGGGGUGGAGCACGGGGUGGAGCACGGGGUGGAGCACGGGGUGGAGCACGGGGUGGAGCACGGGGUGGAGCACGGGGUGGAGCACGGGGUGGAGCACGGGGUGGAGCACGGGGUGGAGCACGGGGUGGAGCACGGGGUGGAGCACGGGGUGGAGCACGGCAUGGAGCACGGGGUGGAGCACGGGGUGGAGCACGGGGUGGAGCACGGGGUGGAGCACGGGGUGGAGCACGGGGUGGAGCACGGCAUGGAGCACGGGGUGGAGCACGGGGUGGAGCACGGGGUGGAGCACGGGGUGGAGCACGGCAUGGAGCACGGGGUGGAGCACGGGGUGGAGCACGGGGUGGAGCACGGCAUGGAGCACGGGGUGGAGCACGGGGUGGAGCACGGGGUGGAGCACGGGGUGGAGCACGGGGUGGAGCACGGCAUGGAGCACGGGGUGGAGCACGGGGUGGAGCACGGGGUGGAGCACGGGGUGGAGCACGGGGUGGAGCACGGGGUGGAGCACGGGGUGGAGCACGGGGUGGAGCACGGGGUGGAGCACGGGGUGGAGCACGGCAUGGAGCACGGGGUGGAGCACGGGGUGGAGCACGGGGUGGAGCACGGGGUGGAGCACGGGGUGGAGCACGGGGUGGAGCACGGCAUGGAGCACGGGGUGGAGCACGGGGUGGAGCACGGGGUGGAGCACGGUCUGGCUGGUGUGUAG